AUGGAGGACGAGAGAACAGCCCCAGGAAAGGUGAGGAAGAAAAGCGUUGCGUCUCACCGGAAGUCUCUGUCUUGCGAGUACUGCAGCAGAUCCUUUGCUCGUUUGGAGCAUCUUCAACGCCAUCUCCGCACCCACACGAAAGAAAAACCAUUUUCAUGUGAUAUAUGCUCCAAGUCGUUUGCAAGAAGCGACUUGCUCGUACGACAUGAGCGUCUAGUCCACCCUGCCGAGAGUGCGGCAAACCGCGAACAUCGAGGCCAUAGUAAUACCGGCCAUAAUAACAACAAUCAAAAUAACAAUAACGGCACCAAUCACCAUGAUGUUCCCCAAACGCCGCCAGCCCUGCAACCUGCCCACAAUGAGUCUCGAAUGCUAGAGCUAGCCGACGCCGUGCAGAUUCAACCACACGCAGUCCCGCCCCCUCCGCCCGAGGUGCAGGUGCAGCCCGCUCCGAUAGUGGAAACAACGCAUUUUAAUCCUUCGUGGGGUUAUGACCUGAACCUCUUAUCUCAUGCUGCAAGCCAUGUCGCCCUCGAAGGCCAGCAUGAGAACCUUGAACCUAUCCGGAAGCCUCCACAAAACGUCAGCGCUCCCCCAGCACCCUCCCAUGUUCCGGAAAGGGCCAUCACCGACAAUUAUGGUGUGGAACCGUCCUUUCUUGAUCUCACAGACCUAGGGGACCCGGUUCAGGAUUUUACUGUUUUCCUGGAGAGUGUUGGUCUUUCCUCUGACUGGGAUUCUGGGGUAUUCUCAUCGGUCGAAGAGCCCAUGCUGCCGACUAGCUUCCCCAUGGAUUCAAAACCUGCUAUCCGCGAAACUGCUGCACCGAGACUUGGCACGGAGAUGAUAAGUGAUCAACGUACUACAGCGGAUGAUGCACCGUCCUUUUCGAACUUUGGGUCUCGCCUACCGUCUUUACAGCCAGAGCCCCAUGAUAUAGAAGAUAGAAUUGGACUAUCCGAUGAAAGCCAGCGGCCGGCAUGGGAUAUAACAAACACUGAUCGUCAGGUGUUUGUCUCCAAACUCGAGGAAUUCUCGUAUGUCCUUCCAAAGGGCUUUAUUCCACCCUCCAGACAUACGCUAUCUCGUUUCUUUGCCGGAUACAUCAACGGAUUGAACGAACACUUGCCUUUUAUACAUGUCCCGACGCUUUCCGUUUCAAAAUGCUCACCGGAACUUACUCUCGCGUUAGCAGCUGCAGGCUCACAUUAUAGAUUUGAAAACAAUCGUGGAAUUGAGCUUUUCCAUGCAGCAAAGGCAGUCUUGUUGGAGCGACUCCGAAGAAGGGAUAGUAAACAAGUUGCAUGUCCCUCGUGGAACUUCGUAUCCCCAAGUUCUGGAGGAUUUCACAAUUCUCGUGGAUCAUCAAUUAUGUCCAACAAUGCGACCAGCCCGUUCCAGCAUCAAUAUAUGGGACACCCGGUUGAGCCGGUGAAUUAUACGCCUGAUGACUCAGAUGCUCACAUGGAAGUCAUUCGAACUUUCUUGCUACUCACAGUUUUUGCCUCUUGGGAAAGACAUCCUGAGCUGCUACGAGAAAUUCUUUCGCUUCAAAGCACUCUGGCAAGGCUCGUUCGAGAGCAUGGCCUCUCUGAGCCGGUCCCCAAUCCCGAUAAUAUUACCUGGGAAGAAUGGAUACGAAGAGAAGGAAACAGGCGGACAAAGAUGAUCGUUUACUGUUUCUUCAACCUCCAUUCUAUCAUGUACAACAUUCCUCCUUUGAUUCUGAACGCAGAACUCAAGUUGAACAUGCCGUGUUCCCACGAUGUCUGGAAAGCUACCAAUGCGGCCCAAUGGCGACGAGCUUAUCGCGCCCGGCAUGGAUCAGAUGUCUCCUUUCAGGAAGCCUUUGCGAAACUGUUUCUGAAAUCAAACAUGCCAUACUCGUCUGCGCCGAUUUCACCUCUCGGGAAUUAUAUCUUGAUCCACGCUAUCAUCCAACAGAUCUUCUUUGCCCGUCAGCUUUGCCUUUCUGCGCCGAACAUGUACGGCACCAGUCUGAGACAGGAGGAUUUGAAUGUUUUAGACAAUUCCCUGAGUUCCUGGAAAGCGCUGUGGAAACGCACCCCUGAAUCCAGCAUUGACCCGCAGAACCCAGCAGGUCCGAUUGCUUUUACAUCCACUGCUCUUCUUGGUCUAGCUUAUAUCAGGUUGCAUGUUGAUCUCGGACCUUGCCGUCGUCUCAUCAGCCAAGACCCGAUGCAAAUUGCAAGGGCUCUGGGUGAGUCUCCACCCAUAGCACGAAGUCCACGUCUCAUCAUGGCGCUGCUACAUUCUGCGCACGCAUUGUCGAUUCCGGUACGCCUCGGAAUCGAUUUUGUUGCGAGAACUCAUUCAUUUUUCUGGAGUAUUCAGCACUCUCUCUGUAGCUUGGAAUGUGCUUUUCUGUUAAGUCGAUGGCUGCUUUCUAUACCAGCCACGCAAGCCGACCAAAGACUGUCAGAACACGAAAGAAAGCUGCUUUUGUGGAUUAAGAGCAUGAUGGAUGAAACCGAAAUGGCAGUUGAUCCGCCAGGAGCGCCUGACGUUGAUUUCCUGACCAAUCAUUACAAGGCCAGACAGCUGAGUGUUGCCAUUGUGCGUGUAUGGGCAAGGACAUUCAAAGGAAACACUAGCUGGGCAAUUGUGGAUCUUGUUGGGUCGAGCUUAGAUGCUUAUGCUGACCUACUCGAGGCACAGUUAUUGUAA
This is a messenger RNA of Aspergillus wentii DTO 134E9, 2688 nucleotides long. Its product is annotated as FTFMHR domain-containing protein. Gene Ontology annotation, biological process: regulation of transcription by RNA polymerase II; DNA-templated transcription. Gene Ontology annotation, molecular function: RNA polymerase II cis-regulatory region sequence-specific DNA binding; zinc ion binding; DNA-binding transcription factor activity, RNA polymerase II-specific. Gene Ontology annotation, cellular component: chromatin. The record is from RefSeq and is a predicted model, not a curated record. Lineage: Eukaryota; Fungi; Ascomycota; Eurotiomycetes; Eurotiales; Aspergillaceae. Bases 1 to 2688 code for a protein of 895 amino acids. The transcript has 3 exons.